Manihot esculenta (cassava) is the source of this 1093-nucleotide messenger RNA. RefSeq names its product two-component response regulator ORR3. The transcript is spliced from 5 exons. NCBI's taxonomy places the organism in Eukaryota, Viridiplantae, Streptophyta, Magnoliopsida, Malpighiales, Euphorbiaceae. The record is from RefSeq and is a predicted model, not a curated record. The coding region runs from base 234 to 806 and encodes 190 amino acids. Gene Ontology annotation, biological process: cytokinin-activated signaling pathway; phosphorelay signal transduction system.
UCUCGCUUUUCCUCCACUCUUUUCACUCUGCACACUCUCUUCCAUCGCCAAAUCGUCACCCUCUGAUCCCACCCACCUUCUCCAUUCUCUCCUUAUCUCACCAAUACUUCUCUUUCCUCUCUCUUCUUCUCCCUUAUUAACCCUCGAGCACUUCCUCUUCCUCCUCCUUGUCCUACGCCCAUUUGCUGGUGCACUUCAAUUUUUUGCUUUACCUGCUGGUGGCUGAGCCUGUCAUGGAGGAGGAGGAGAAGCAGCAGCAGGAGCACGAACAGGGGGGCGCUUGUGAGUCUAAUAGCAACCCCAUUCAUGUCUUGGCUGUUGAUGAUUGCUUUUUUGACCGGAAAAUUGUUGGGAAGAUUCUUGAAAAAGCCUCGUUUAAAGUUACUAGUGUUGAGAGUGGAAAGAAGGCAUUGGAGGUUCUUGGAUUAAAUCAAGACAAAGUGGAGAAAUCUACUUAUAAUGACCAAAAGAUCAACAUAAUCCUUACUGACUACUGUAUGCCUGAGAUGAAUGGAUAUGAUCUUCUCAUGGCUGUUAAGGAAAAUAGCAACGUGAAGUCCAUUCCUGUUGUGAUAAUAUCAUCUGAAUAUGAUCCACAGAGAAUCAGCAGGUGUCUUGCGAGUGGUGCUGAAGCUUUCCUUCGAAAGCCACUACAACAAAAAGAUCUGCAAAAGUUGAGAAGCUAUGUUAGGCAUUCAGCACCUGUACCCAAGACAGGGACAAAAAGAAAAGUCACACUGGACUUAAUACCAGAAACCGGUACAGCAGAAACGCGACCUCGCAUUGCUGGAGUUGCUGUGGCUUAACCCUCUAUUGGCAUUACGCGCUCUCCCAGUCGUUUUCUAUUGGCAGGGGCAAGUUCCAAGCAGCCGUGACAUACUUCUCUGCCGAGUAAAUGAUUAAUGUCUGCCUGGAAACCUGGUUUUGUUCUCGAGGCAAUAAGUUCUUUGCGUCGGCUCUAAGGGAUCCUAAUGUUAUGGAAUAGAAAUGCAGCAGGCAUGUUUAUACAAUAGGCCUUAUGGUUCUGCAGACGAAUGUACUUGCUAAUAAUUAAUUAUGAACGCAAUCCUUCUUAUGAUGGAUUUACAAAUCA